AUGGAUCCCAAACUAUUUGCAGCAGCUGCUCAACAGGGCUUGAACAUGAACCAGCAAAACAACCCUAAUCUCAUGAUGAACUUUCAACAGCAACAACAACAGCAACAGCAGAAUCAACAGCAACCCAAUGAUAUCAACAACUUUAACCCACUGGCUGGCACAGGUUUAGGCAAUGUACCUUUUCACCCUGCCAAUCUCGGUGGUGCUGGUGGUGGUGGAGGAGGAGGAGGAGGUGGUGGUGGUAUGAAUUUUGGUCAAAAUGAUUUUGGAGCACUCGAUCAGACUGAUUUGAGUAACAUGAAUCCAUUCAUCCAAGCCAACCCAUCCCUCAUGAGUGGUAUGAACGUCGCUGCCGCUCUUCAGCAACCUCCCAAUCCAAGACAGACGUCUCAUCCUGCAUCCGUCUAUUCGCCUCAGAAUCUGAUGAAUUUGCAAGGGACCAAUAGCCCAGCUGCAUUGCAGGCACAAUUUCAAAACAGAAACAUGUUUCAAGGCAAUGGCACUAUGAUGCCAAACACACCUCAAGCACUGAUGUUCCAGCAACAACAGCAGCAGCAACAAGCAGCCAUGGCCAUGAAUAGAGCCAAACAGUCUCCAAGUCAGUCGCCUGCUUUGAACAAUGCCCAUUUCGCUGGAAAUGCAAUGGGUUCGCCUGUGAUUGGAAGCAGCCCUCAUUUAGCAGGUUCAAGGAUGGGAUCUGAUUAUGCUGCUUCCCCCAUGAAUCCCAAUGUAGGCUCCCCUGUGCAAAACUUUCAAGGCAACGGUAUCUCGCCUUCACCACAGAUGGCGCGUGUCAUUCCAUCACAAGCAAACAACCGUUACAUGCAGCACAUGAAUGUACAGCAACAGGCUAUGCUACAACAGCAGCAACAGCAACAGCAACAACAUACAAUGAAUAGCGCUUCUCCCUCACUACAAAAUCCAGUCAUCCCAUCUUAUGGCUCACCUCAACAUCAUCCUCAACCACAAGCCCCCUUUCCUCCACAACAGCAACAGCAGCAGCUACCACAAGAUCUGAUGGAGGAUCCAUCUAAAAACUACAGCAAUGCCAACAUGAACUUUGUUCAGCAAUCACCUAUGCAACAGCACGCAUCACCUAUUCCUCGUCAAUCAGCUACGCCUGGCAGCUCGCAUUCGACGCCUCGCCAACAGCAUCAACAAUUAGAGUCGAGCACACCUCAUAUGAGUCCUGCUAUUGCUGCUGCUCAUGCUGCUGCCCAAACACCCACUGCUAAAUCCACACCCACAGGUGCUAUAGCCAGUACAACAUCACCUUCUCCCAAACCAUACAAUGCACCUUCUGAAACGGCUUCACCAGCAGCAGCUACAACAGCACCUGCUGUUUCAAUCACCACCACUACAGAUCAGAAAGAUACAUCUCCACAACAACCUAAACAGCAAAUUACUUAUAUACCAAAGACGCGCAAUGUGGAAACGUAUGGUGGCGUUGAUUUGAAGUACUUUGACAAGUUUGAGAUCAAACCUCCAGUGCCUCAUUUGAACGAGUUGGGUGUGGUCGAUAUACAGGCACUCAUCAUGUCGUUGAAAUCAGGCAUGAAGAUGGAACUCACCAACGCACUGAACGUCUUGACGGUGCUCACUGUUCAGCCUCAAAUUCAUGCACAACAACAGCAGCAACCGCCUCAUUUACCCUUGAGCCAAUGCGAUGAUUUAUUAGACGUUUUGUUGGAUUAUUUGGAGGAGGACAUUUUGGGGACCAGCAGUCGAUUUCCUACGUUGCAUCACGACGGUGCAGUCAGCAAAGAGGAGCAAAAGACAGAAAGCCAAGUCUUGAGCGACUUGACCUACACAGACCUGUUUGAUAUGUCAUUGGAUGAAAUGAAAAGCCUGAUCCCACAACUAGAAAACUCGACAUCGGAUGUAUGGAUCUCACUGCGUGAACGCUGUUUGUGUAUUUUCAACAUUUUGCGCAAUCUGUCGUUUAUAGGCGAGAAUAUGGAGUACCUUGCUCGACAUCCUCGAUGCGUCAACUUGCUUGCCAGCAUUGCAGACAGUGCUCGUCAUGUCAGCGUGUUGGAUGGCCGUGAUACAACUGGAAAAGAAGCCUGGUUUGUAGGCAUUCGUCGCAUGGACACCUUGGAUUUCCGCAAAAGCAUCCUGUUGAUUUUUUCCAACAUCUCGAUAUACCUCGUAUUGCGUCAAGAAAAGACGGCUGCCGUAUUUGUUGAAUUGACACACGAUUUCCUGGUCAAUGGCCCUAAUACAUACUACUCACUCUUGGCGAUUGAAACAUGGACCAAGCUCACCGUCAACUAUGAUAACCGUCAGUUAUUGCAUUCACUGGUAUCCAAACCACACAUCUUUGACUUGAUCCAAGAGAUCUGGCUCGAGUUGACAGCUGUCAUUCGCAGGGAUUUCUUCUCGGCAGAUGGCCGUGUCAUGCAUGCCAUGACAUCCAAUCAAUUAGCCACACUUGAACUGACCAUCAUCGGAUUAUACAACGUUAUUGCUAUCGUGCAAGUGGAAAGCUUAAAGCAGCAAUUGGUCCAGAAAAACAAGAGCAUUGGCAUGAUGAUUAUUCGACUAUGUAUUACGUUGGCAGAGUCAGGCAACCCACAGUUUGGACUCGUCACCAAGCGUGGCAUGGAACUGAUUCGCUCGUUGGUGUGUGGUGGUGAUGGUAUCCGAAGGCGCAGUAAUCGCCAGCAACAGCAGAGACCACUGGAAGCACUUUCUCAAUACAACGUGAAGAAGGAUGAUAAGAGCGAGGAAGGGGACCAACCGUCCAUCUCUGAGGUGGCUAGUCGUAUGCUAGAUAUGCCUGUUGUUCGUGAAAAGCUCAUGUUGUCCAUGUUGAAGCCAACAACGGACCCAGAGAUUUUACGUGAAUUAUCUGAUAUUGUUUCCCUGAUAGAUGAAGAAACCACUGUAAAUUAA
Mucor velutinosus is the source of this 2898-nucleotide messenger RNA. RefSeq lists its product as uncharacterized. The coding region runs from base 1 to 2898 and encodes 965 amino acids. The transcript has 4 exons. NCBI's taxonomy places the organism in Eukaryota, Fungi, Mucoromycota, Mucoromycetes, Mucorales, Mucoraceae. The record is from RefSeq and is a predicted model, not a curated record.